AUGGACAAUCUGAAUAAUGUCAAUGAUUUCAAUAAAGUUAUCAAACAGUUGACAGAAGAACGUGAUGCGCUUGUAAUCAAAUCUAACAAUCGAGGUACAGGUAAUAGUAAUACUAUCAGUAAACGCAUUGAAGAAUUGAAUGAACGCAUUAACGAAUUAAUUCGAAAGCGUAAUCAGAAACUUCGCAAGGCUUAUACGCGUCCAGUCAUCGAGCCACCCACCAGUGCUACCGUAGUACCAUGUGUAAAACUCGGCACAGAGCUUAGACCAAACAUCACGAAAAUGAAUAUUGGACAUGAUAAAACGAAACUCAAAAUGGCACCUUCAUGGUUUGAUGCAGACGAUGAGCAAGAAGCAUUGAAAGGCAUUGUCUAUCCAUCGGAUACUGUUGAUCAACGCCCAUUUAACACUGUGGCCCGCUAUAGAAUGGCUACUGGACAAUCGAACAACUUCCGUCAGCAACCAAUUAAUGUAGAUGAAAAUUCUACCGAAACGCUCAUAUUAAUGCUUGAUGCUUUCGCUCAACAAUUCGGUGCCGAUUUGAGCUUUACUAACGGUGAGCUACCCUUCGACGAGAGUGCUUAUCGAACUGCCUGUGGAGUAGCUAAUUUAGGCAGUGCUCAUUUACUGCCGACGAACAAUAUUCCAACGGCGGGAUUUUCCGUUCUUGUACAUCUCGACUAUGAUAAAAAUCUUGCUAAAUCGAACGAUACUAUGAAAGAUUUCCUAUUAAACUUUACUCAAGCAAUUGCUCGAAAAUUAAAUAUUCCUGAGGAUUAUGUUCGAGUAUUUUCUGUUGAGAAAUCAGUCGAAACGCCUAAUACAACGAUUGUUCACUUUGGUCUCACAAGUCCUAAUCAGAAAGAAACCAAACAAAUGGCUGACGAUUUUCAGGAACGAGCUCGUUUAGGCUUUGAAGAAAAUGCUAUACUUCAUUAUAUUAAACCAGCGGAAUAUCCAUACUCAUGGGCGCCUAUGCUAUCAUAUCUACAGCUGAGACCGAGCGAUUUCGCUCCAGCCUAUAAUAUGGACUAUAGAAAGUCAGGCAUGCCUGAGUCUCAACAUCGUGGUGGUUACACUUACUAUUUGCCAAUUGGUUGGUAUCGUCAUGCACUCAAAGUUGAUCAAAAGUAUCCAGAUGAUGCUGUUUGGCUUGGUUCUACCAAUGGCAAAGGCGAAUGGCCAGUUGCCUUCCAUGGAACAGAUUCAAGGAAAAUAAGCGGAGUUGCUUCCAAUGGUCUCAUAGUAAAUGCGGCUGAAAAUGAUUUCGUGAGACAAGAAGCAGUGGAACAAAUGGGACCAACUAUGGAUCAACCGGGAAUCUAUUUGACAACUCAUUGUGACGGGGGCGCCCAUCCGCAGUAUACGAGACCGUUCUAUGUACAACUACCAGAUAGAACGAACAAAACAUUUCGAGUUGUUUUUAUGUGUCGUGUACAGCCAGGAAAAUUCACUACUCAUCAUGUGCCCACUUCGACCGGUCUUAUUUGGCGUGUCGUUGAUCCGAAUGCCGUUCGCCCUUACGGCAUUCUAGUUAAAGACGAAGAUACACCUGAUAAGAUUUAA
Molecule: messenger RNA, 1566 nt
Organism: Rotaria socialis
Lineage: Eukaryota; Metazoa; Rotifera; Eurotatoria; Philodinida; Philodinidae
Source: the annotation of a GenBank genome assembly